CAACACGAUCCCGGCAUGGUUCCCUCUCUUAACCUACCGGUAAAAACAUUGGAAGUUCCUUUCACAAUGAUUGUCACUUCCACCCGGCACCCACCAUCCUUAAAACAUCUCCACAAUCAAGCAAUCAUGWUAGAAGCUGCUGCUGCUCAAGCCUAAUGCAACGACCGUAAACAAGACCGUUACUGCGCAUUGCGUUUGCGCCGGAGUGUUAGUGAGUUUAAUUUUUAACGGAAAACUCUACCAUAUUACAUUUCUUGUUUAAAUAUGUAAUUAUUUUUUAAUAGUUUAAUACUCUUUAAAGUGUUAAGUGUUGUGUUAUGUGCCUUAGUAUGUCUUAUUACCAAUUCUCUUAAGGAAUUAUUAAUUAGUGUACUGUACUUUUCCGUAAUCCGUUCACCGUUGUCUUUGCCGCUUACCCAUCUAUAUAUUCAAUAUUGAAAAAUGGAUUGUCAAUCAACAGAUAUAUUUGAAAUUUAUAAGUUUUUCUCGUCAUUGACAGAAAAUGGUAUUACAGAAAUGGAUAAUGGUUUUCAGGUACAAUCAUCAAAACUAGAUGCUAUUUAUAAUGAGUUAUUACAAUCAGCACAGAAUGUGCCUGGAAAAAAUGUAUCCAAAAGACAAUCAAGAACAAAAAAUGAUCAGGUUGGAGAUCUCUUUGCUGCUGAACCAAAUUUUCAACAACCUGCUGUUCCGCCAAUUCGAAGAACUACAAGACAAGCUUCUAUCAUUGCAUCAGAUAAAAUAAAAGGCAUAAGAGAAUCCUCAACCAUCAGCAGCUCUGGACCUUCUACAAGAGCCAGCCGAGCAAGAGCUUUAUCUACUUUUAUGGAUAUAGCUUCUAUUGCUUGUCCAACAGCAAAUUCAACUUUCGUAGUCGAUAAAAAGGUUAUGAGAAACUUUGAAGAACCUGUAUCUCCUGGGAUGUUUUCUCCUGAUAUUAGAACCCACAUAAAGGAAGCUAAUGCCAAUAAAACUUAUGAUUUGACUAAAAGAUUGUCUGCAAGAAAUCCAACAAAAAAAUUAGGAAUAAUUGUUGAUUUACCUGAAGAAUCUCCAAUUAGUACUGAAAAUUUUAAUUCUAAACAAUCUGAAACAUUAGUCAAAAUUAACUCUAAGAAAAAAAGUUUUGAGUCUCAAAUUAAGAAUAAAAAGCGUGAAAAAUUAGAAGAUAUCGAUGUUAAUGUAGAGGAAAAAUCGCUUAUGACCAGAACAAUGAAAAGAAAACUUCAAGAAGAAAAUAAUAUUGACGCAAAAAAAACUAAUGUAUUAUAUGUGCCAUUAGAAAAACAAAUAUCAACGCCAGGAAAAUUAUUAGAAGAUCUUCAAACACAAACUCCUCAUCAAAUCAGAGAAAAUGAAGCUGAAAAAAGAAAAGAAUUAUAUCUUAAAUCCAAAGCUGAUCAAAGAAAAUUUGAUGAUCAACAUUUAAGAGCUGCUAAACAAAGAGAAGAACAAAUGAAACGCGCUGAAGAAAGAAUUAAAAAAGCUGCUGAAGAGAAGAAGAAAAAAGAAGAAAAACAAAAAGAAAAAGAAACAAUGAUGAAAGAAGAAGCAUUAAAGAAACAAAAGCUUGCUGAACUUCGAUUAGCUGAGAUUAAUGCUAAGCGUAAACUAGCUGAAGAAGCAAAACAUUUAAAAAUACAAAAACUUGAAAUGAAUCGCAUUUUGAAAGAAAAUGAAUUAAAAAAGAAAAAUGAAACAAAACCAGAAAAAAGUAAAUCAGUAAUUCGUCCUAAAGCAUUAACUUCAAAUAUAACUACUUCAUCAGCCACAAAAUCAGCAACAUUACCAAAAUCAAAAAUUGAUAACAAAAAUGAUUAUGGGUUAAAUGACGUUUCUGCUCGUGAUUCUUCUGAAGAUGAAUCUGGACCCAAAAAACCUGUUCCAAACUGGGCAAAACGAGAAAAUAGAAAAGCUGUACUUGAACUUCAAUAUCAUGUCGAUUCUAAAGAAAGGGACUUAUUUUUUAACUGUCCAAAAAGUAUGAGUCUUAAAGAAAUGUUCAAAGGCUGGAAUAUUCGUGAUAAACAACGUACAUCGAGUGCUGUUUGGAAUACACCUCCUCGUUAUAGUGAAUAUAUUCGCAAAUAUUAAUUUACUUGUAUUAAUUGAGUAAGAUAAGAUUUUUGGAAGAUUUUUUUUUUUAAAUAUUAAUUUUUUUGUUUUUGUAAUUAUUAUUACUUGUAUUAAAAUGUAUUA
Diuraphis noxia (Russian wheat aphid) is the source of this 2199-nucleotide messenger RNA. RefSeq lists its product as uncharacterized. The record is from RefSeq and is a predicted model, not a curated record. NCBI's taxonomy places the organism in Eukaryota, Metazoa, Arthropoda, Insecta, Hemiptera, Aphididae.